AUGCCUGCUGCGGCGCCUCCCCCGCUGCACCUCCCGGCGGGGCCCACGGGCUCCUGCUGCUCCUACGCUCACCACCCGGGACACCGAGGCUUGUUUGACCACACUUUAAACAGCAUAAGCUCAAGGAUAACACAAAGGAGGCUACAAGGGACUUGUCCAUCCGUCAGUCGUGGACAUUUUGGAAAACCUUUCUUGGGUGCAAACAGUUAUAGUUCCCCAUUUUUAAACCCCAGGAAUGGUUUUCACACUAUCCAUUCAGAGAAUAGCCCUGUAAAGCCGAGGAUUGUUACUGUGGUGAAACCAAGUGGACACACACUCAGGAAGAUCACAUUGCUUCUGAACAGGCGAUCUGUACAGACUUUUGAACAGCUGAUGGCUGAUAUAUCAGAAGCUCUGGGAUUUCCACGUUGGAAAAAUGAUCGUGUGAGAAAACUUUACAACUUGAAAGGCAGAGAAAUAAGAAGUGUUUCUGAUUUCUUCAGAGACGGUGAUGCAUUCAUUGCUAUGGGAAGGGAGCAGUUGACAUUGAAGAACCUUGAAGUGGUAAUGCAAGAACUUUUUCCAGGUAGCCCAUAUGCUGUCGGUAUAAUUCAACAAAACUUGGAACAGUCCCAAAAACUUAAGAGCAGGCUGUGUGACAAAGCUGUGUAUAGUGACUUUAAUGAGAUGGAGAUGGCCAAGAACUGCAAUGAUGCCUUAUCUUCCCAGCUCAGAGCCAGGCAUGAAGGAAAAAUUCAACCUAAGACCAGGCAAGAAGAAAAGGUGAAGGCCAAAAAAAAAUGGGGCAGAGACAGUUGGGGCAGAGAGCAAGAUACGAAGCCACCUAGAAAAGCCAGAGAAGCAGAAAGGUACUUUAGUCAAGAGAAAAGUCUUAAGAAUGAAACAGAAAAGAGUUCAGAUGAGAUAAUGAGAUGUGAGAAAUGUCAAAGGGAGAGACAGCUCAGGCAAAAACUACAAAGGGAAAGGCAGGCUGAUGUCUCAUUUGAGAGCAGAGACCUGAAUGUGGGAAUGUGUCAGAGAUAUAAUUUAGAAAGGAAUGUAAAAAUGAGGAAUUGCAGGAAGUCUUCAGAAAACUCUAUAGAAGGUGAGGAAGUUGAAUGGAAGGAUACUGGCUGUAGAAGGAGCUGGAAACCUUUACAAAGGAAUGUUAAUGAAGAGCUAGAAAACCAAAAGAGGAGUUUUGAGAAGGAAAGGAAUCCGGAAAGGCAUGAGAAUCAUGACAAAGAGUUAGUAAAGAUAAAGAAAAAUACUGUGGAAGCUCUGCAGGUGGCUCCUGAAGCAAAGAAAGAGAAUAGAAGCAGUUCCAGAAUUAAUCAAAGUUGUUGGUUAAUGAAGGACUGUCAAGGAGAUACAGGGAAGCCCAUAAAAGCAAAGGGAGAGGGCAAAGAGGUGCGGAAGGGAAAAGAAGAAAGUGCUGUAGGGGAAGAGAAUGUAGCGGGUGGAGAGAAUGAAUCCACAAGGGUGAAAAAGAUGGGAGAACAUAAAGCCAACAAAGAUGAAAACAAGCCACAAGAAUUUGAAAGCACGAGGCUGAGGCAAAAUAUCCGUACUAGAGCUGAUGUGGAGAGCUAUUAUGAGAUAGGCAGAACCAUUGGGGAUGGAAACUUUGCUAUUGUGAAGGAGUGCCGGCGCUGCAACACCAAUCAGAACUAUGCCAUGAAAAUUGUUGAUAAGUCCAAGCUGAAGGGGAAGGAGGACAUGAUGGAAAAUGAAAUUUUGAUCAUUAAGAGCCUUUCUCAUCCCAACAUAGUGAGUUUGAUUGAGGUGUAUGAAACUGAGGCUGAGAUCUACCUAAUCCUGGAGUAUGUCCCAGGAGGGGACCUAUUUGAUGCAAUCAUAGAGAGCGUAAAGUUCACUGAGCACGAUGCUGCUCUUAUGAUAACUGAUCUGUGUGAGGCUCUUGUUUAUAUUCAUGGCAAGAACAUUGUCCACCGAGAUCUGAAACCAGAAAAUCUUCUGGUUCAGCAUAAUGCAGAUAAAUCUACUACAUUGAAACUAGCAGAUUUUGGCCUUGCAAAGAAGGUUACAAAACCCAUAUUUACUGUGUGUGGAACACCAACAUAUGUUUCCCCUGAAAUACUUGCUGAGAAGGGCUAUGGACUGGAAGUAGACAUGUGGGCUACUGGUGUGAUACUCUAUAUUCUGCUGUGUGGCUUCCCUCCUUUCCGAAGUCAGGAGCGAGAUCAGGAAGAACUGUUUCAAAUCAUACAGCUGGGUCACUAUGAAUUCCUUUCACCAUACUGGGACAGUAUUUCGGGUGCUGCGAAAGAUCUGAUAACCAGGCUGUUGGUGAUAGAUCCUCAAAAGCGCUACACAGCUCAACAAGUUCUUCAGCACCCCUGGAUCAGAACAGCUGGAAAAACCAACAGCAGAAACCUACAGAGGGAAGUGACAAUAAAUAUCGAGCGCCACUUUCGGAGCCAGCGCAGGAAGGGAGUUGUAGAUGAUGACACAUGAAACCGCUUCUUGUUAAUCUAGUCCUCUUUGUUUUUUCCUUUCCUAAGUGAAUUGGGCCCAUAGCUGCUUGUUGUUGUUGCUUGACCUUUUUUAGAUUUUGAGAAUCUGGGAAAGUUUUGGAAUUCCAAGGCCUGGUCCAGCACUCACUGAAGUGACUGAAUCUUUCCACUGACUUCAGUGGGCACUGGAUAGGUCUACAUGUGUCUUCUUUUUUUUAAACACUGAACUGAGUCUUUAUAUUACAAACUGUUUCUCUUUUAUAGAUUAAAAGUUUUUGCUUUUGCAGUUAACGUCAGUAAUGAUUACAGAGUAUUUUCUGUACUUAUUUUUAUGGUAGCUGCCAGAAGUUUUGUGUUUAUGGCAUCUUGUUUUGGAAAUAUGUAUGUAGACACCCUGCACUUAACUUCUAGACCGAGCCUUUAUACCAGUUACUGUUAGUGACAGAAAUGAUAAGUAAACAAAAUAUAAAGGAAUAUAUCCUUUAGCUAUAGGUUACAUUAAAUAUGAGGCAAGCUACGUGUAUUCAAUAUAAAUAGUGGUAAGUUGAUCCAGGUAGAGAAAAAUUUGAACCCCUCUUCUUUCAGCAGUGGGAUUCUAUAUUACGAGGUCAACUCAGACCUCCGUAAUUUGACUUAUCAUGUGAACACCUAAGUAUUUAUGAGGGAAUAAAAGUCCUUGCAGUCUUACUCACAAAAUUAGUUACCUAAUUAGCUAUUUUGUGGUGUUAGGUAUUAGGAAACAUCCAUCCUUAGUCAUUUUCAGAGACAGAGCAGCAGAGUGGACCAUUGGUCUGUUAUGGUAUGCAAUUCCUAUGUUUCUAUAUUGAUUCUUGAGAGAGAGGAAGGCUGUCAUGGCUGGUAAUUUUUCAUGGCAGCUGUGCAAGACUGUUGUAACAUUUUGUUAUGUGCUGCUGAAGAGUCUCUUUUUUCCUUCUCUGGGAAAGAAGAGUCUGGGAGGGUGAGCAAUUUCUGUGGGAACUC
Molecule: messenger RNA, 3437 nt
Organism: Gopherus flavomarginatus (Mexican gopher tortoise)
Lineage: Eukaryota; Metazoa; Chordata; Testudines; Testudinidae
Gene: DCLK3
Product: doublecortin like kinase 3
Exons: 5
Coding region: 1-2457 (818 amino acids)
Biological process (GO): intracellular signal transduction; protein phosphorylation
Molecular function (GO): ATP binding; protein kinase activity
Source: RefSeq, a predicted model, not a curated record